Drosophila erecta is the source of this 1845-nucleotide messenger RNA. RefSeq names its product 2-hydroxyacylsphingosine 1-beta-galactosyltransferase (gene Ugt303B2). Gene Ontology annotation, molecular function: UDP-glycosyltransferase activity. NCBI's taxonomy places the organism in Eukaryota, Metazoa, Arthropoda, Insecta, Diptera, Drosophilidae. The record is from RefSeq and is a predicted model, not a curated record. The transcript has 2 exons. Bases 188 to 1780 code for a protein of 530 amino acids.
UUAUCCGCAACCAACGAGAAUCAGCAUGAGCUAUCAGUUCCAAAACUCAUAAACACAUGAGCUAUCAACAAAUUUUAUAGCUUUUGCUCCGACGAACUGGAACUUUUGCGGUUGAUCGGUGAAGUUCAGAUAAGAUUGCGUUUAGUUCAGCACAGAGCUCUGAAAUGAGCGGACUAGCAGCGUAAAAAUGCGCAGCGGCUGUGCUUGGCUGGCCCUUGGUCUGCUUUUGCACCUGAAUCCUUACCUGGACUUGGGUGAAGCGGCCAGUAUCCUGGGCGUGUUCCCGUACCGCAUUCCCUCCCCCUUUCAGAUGGUGCGACCUUUGAUGAGGGCGCUGGUGGAGCGGGGUCACAAGGUAACGAUGGUCACACCCGCUGGUUAUCCGCCCGAAAUAGACGGAGUACGUCACCUACGAGUGCCCACGCUGAACCAGCUCAUGCAGAAUCUACUGGAUAACGACCAAUUUGUUGACGCAUUGGGUUGCAAGUGGAAGGAGGGCGUUCUCGCCUCAACGAUUUUCUACAACGUUUCCCAUGCCAUUCUGAGCGAUAAUGGUGUUCAGUUGAUGAUGCGCGAUAAAAGUGAGAAGUUCGAUAUGAUCAUGGUGGAAGCUAGCCACCUGGAUGCACUGUACGGACUGGCUGAGUACUACAACGCCACCCUUCUGGGAAUUUCGUGCAUGCACAUGACUUGGCAUAUCGACUACUUGGCGGGAAAUCUGGCUCCAAGUGUAUAUGAACCCGUCUCACCUAUCGGGUUUGCCCUUGAUAGCUCGCUCCUAAGUAGGUGGUUCAACUGGAUUUAUAUCACCGAGGAGCAGCUCCUGGAUCGUCUUGUUUACCGUCCCGCUCAGGUGCGAUUGUUAAAAAAGUUCUUCGGCUAUCCGGCGGAGAAGUUGGAUGAGCUGCGGGCCAAAGUCUCGGUCAUCCUUGUUAAUAGCCACUUCAGCAUGGGCAGGGUGCGAGCCAACGUGCCCAACAUCAUUGAGGUAGCAGGAGUGCAUCUGAGCGAGCCCCCAGCGCCAUGUGGUGCGGAACUGCAGAAAUAUCUGGACGAGGCGGAGCACGGCGCCAUCUACUUCUCGAUGGGCCAGGAUAUCCUGAUGAAAUAUCUGCCGGAGAAUAUGCAGAAACAACUGCUGCAGGCCUUCUUGCAGUUGAAACAGAGGGUGGUUUGGAAGAACGAGCUGUCCGUGCUGCCCAACAAAUCGGAAAACAUAUAUGUGAUGGACAAAGUGCCCCAGCGAAUGGUGCUCGCGCAUCCCAAUCUCCGGCUGUUCAUCUCUCACGGCGGCUUGCAAAGUGUGAUGGAGGCCAUUGACAACGGAGUGCCCAUGCUGGGACUGCCGCUGUUCUUCGACCAGUUCAAUAAUAUGCAUCGAGUGCAGUUGGCCGGAAUGGCUAAGGUGUUGGACCCCAACGACUUGAACGCAGAAACUCUCUUGGACACUAUUAAAUCGCUUCUUGAAAAUACUAGCUAUGCUGAGAGAGCUAAGCAAAUGGCAGCGUCUUUCAGGGAUCGGCCAAUGAGUCCUCUGGACACUGCCAUCUGGUGGACGGAGUAUGCUCUUCGAAAUCGGGAUACUUCUCACAUGCGCCUCAAUGUGGAGGAGAUUCCUAUAAUGCGAUACUACAGCUUCGACAGCUUACUCACCUUUGGAGUUCGCUUGGUCUGCGUCUGUGGAUCGCUGAUCUUUCUGGGCUGGAAAUUGUACCAGAAAAACCGCAGCAUGCACAGAAGACUUCGAGAAAUGGAAACAGUGCUUUCGAAUGAGAGAUGAUGAAGUGGUAUCCUAGAUUGCUUCAACUCCAAUUGUAAAUUGAGGUACACGCUUUCUAGAUCUCG